Molecule: messenger RNA, 1283 nt
Organism: Pelobates fuscus (common spadefoot toad)
Lineage: Eukaryota; Metazoa; Chordata; Amphibia; Anura; Pelobatidae
Gene: MPST
Product: mercaptopyruvate sulfurtransferase
Exons: 3
Coding region: 169-1065 (298 amino acids)
Cellular component (GO): mitochondrion
Molecular function (GO): thiosulfate-cyanide sulfurtransferase activity
Source: RefSeq, a predicted model, not a curated record
GGGGGGUGAGAGGGAUUGCAGGGGCGGCGCUGGCAGGAGAUUCAGAGAGGACAUAGGGACAGGUAAAGUACAGAGUAAAAGGUGUGAAGGGUGUAAGAGGGAGCGGUGACAGCCAGACAGGGCUCCCUGAGCAGUGUGACCUGCAGCAGGUGGCAUAGAGCCUUAGCCAUGACUCACCAGCUUAUCUCCCGUGCAUUGGUAUCUCCUCGUUGGUUGUUUGAUUCCCUGCGUCCUGGAUCUGCCUUGAGUGGAAGUCUCCGUGUUCUGGAUGCUUCAUGGCAUCUCCCAAAAAGUGGGCGUGAUGGGUGGAGAGAAUACAAAGAGCGUCAUAUACCUGGCUCCUACUUCUUUGACAUAGAUGCCUGCAGUGAUCGCACAUCUCCUUAUGACCAUAUGCUGCCCAGUGAGGAAAAGAUUUCGGAAUAUGCAGGACACCUGGGGAUUUCUAACAACAACCAUGUGGUGGUCUAUGAUGCAAGUGACUUUGGUUCUUAUAGUGCCCCCCGACUUUGGUGGAUGUUUAGAGUCUUUGGACAUCCCCAGGUAUCUGUAUUGGAUGGUGGCUUAAAGGCCUGGAUGAAAGAAGGAUACCCGUUGAAAUCUGGGAAAGAGCCACGUCCAAAACCAGUAGAGUUUCAAGCAAAGCUCAAUGUAUCUCAAGUUGUGGGACAUGAAGAGAUGGUGGAGAAUAUGGAAAAGAAGACGUUUCAAUUGGUAGAUGCUAGAGUAAAUGGAAGAUUUCGGGGUUUGGAACCAGAGCCCAGGGAAGGGAUUGAACCCGGCCAUAUCCCUGGCGCAGUGAACCUACCUUUUCCCAGCUUCCUAAAUGAAUAUGGCUAUAAGUCAACUGAUGAGAUGAAGCAUCUGUUCCAAGAAAAGGGCAUAGAUCUAUCCAGUCCUCUUGUUGCUUCUUGUGGAUCUGGAGUCACAGCCUGCCACAUCGCUCUAGCUGCCUACCUCUGUGGCAAGGAAGAUACUGCCAUUUAUGACGGUUCCUGGGUUGAGUGGUACAUGCGUGCUAAACCAGAAGAUGUAGUAUCAGAAGGAAGAGGGAAGACUCUGUAAGUGUAAAGAUUGCUGCACUAGGCAUACUAUCAGAGACCAUGUACGGACAACAUUGGGCUACUUUACACAAGUUUUUCCAUAAAGAUAUACUUGUUCUCUUUUAGCCUGACUUGUCAAGUAAGAUGUCAAUGUUUUCUAGCCUCCGAAUGACAAUUUUAACAAAAGUGCCUUAUGUCUCUCCAGUAACUAAAGCUGCAACUGUAUUCUAAACUGAAAAA